Molecule: messenger RNA, 1824 nt
Organism: Helobdella robusta
Lineage: Eukaryota; Metazoa; Annelida; Clitellata; Rhynchobdellida; Glossiphoniidae
Exons: 2
Coding region: 1-1824 (607 amino acids)
Source: RefSeq, a predicted model, not a curated record
AUGGAUGCAGGCGAUUUGAGACAAAACCUUAUUCGGAAAAAGAAAAAUCGGACCAACGACAAAGGUAACAACGACCUACAAAUAAAUAGUGUGGACGAUAAUAACGGAGAAUACAUAAACAAAGAUAUUUUAACAAAAAGUAGAAGGCAUGGAAACAAAAAUGACAUCACCAACAACAGCAACAUCAACAAAAAUAUCAACUCAGCUUCCAAUGUAUUUUCCCUAAAAGCACCAAAGGCAGCCCCACGUUUUAAACUUCCAUUAAGAAAAAUCAUAAGUGAUUCUGAACAUGAGAUAGAUUACAACAACUACAACAACGACAACAACAACAACGACGACAACAACGACGACGACAUCACCAACAACGACGUAAUCAACAGCAGCAUCAGCGUCGAGUAUUUUAACAACAACAAUUACUACAGCUGUAAUGAUGAUAGCAAGCAUCAUGAUGAUGAUCAUGAUGAUGACGACGACGACGACGAUGAUGAUGAUGGCGGUAAAUUUUGUGCUGGUAACAACGAUAAUGAUGGUAAGGUUUUGGUUGGUAGUGAUAAUGAUAAUGAUGAUGUUGAUGAUGACGUCAAAUGCGUUUGCGACUGUUUCAAAGGCGGUCAAAUAAACUGGAAAAAUGCUGGUGAUGAUGAUGAUGAUGACCCAACAGCAAAUAAUAAUAAUAAUCAGCAACCAAGUGAUCACGACACGAAUGGCAACAACAACAACAACAACAACAAUGAAAUCAAACAACCUUCUGAUAACGAUGACGACAUGGAUGGUGACGACGACGACGACGAUGAUAAUGGUGAUGAUCCUUAUCGAAAUUCCACUAAAACGUCAGUUAACAUUAGCUCAGAUGAUAAUGAACCUGGCAAGCAGGUAAGCACGACUGCAUGUGAUUCAACUGCUGCUAAUGAAAUUAACGCUGUAGUUAAAGGUAAUAAUGAAGUCUAUUCUAUUAUAAGUUAUUUAUUUGAGCAAGCAUCCAUCACAACUGCAGCUACCACUUCUACUACUACUACCACUGCUACUACUACUGCUGCUGCUGAUGCUGCUGCUACUACUCCUACUACCACUACUACUACAGCGACAACAGAAGCAACAACAGUGACGUCAUCAACGGAUAAAAACGAAAAGGCGACAACAAAUAAACUCGUGACAGCAGCAAAACCAGCCGCAACAACGAAACCUACUCCACCAACGAAAAUAAAAACACCACCAACACCAUCGGCGAAACCACGAUUACCAUCUACUAAACUCAACAACAAAAACGGCAACAACAAAAACGGCAACAACAACAACCGCAACAACAACAACAACGGCAACAACAACCGCAACAACAAAGAAAAUGUUUCAUUUAGAAUCAACGACACUGACCACAAUAGAAGCGGCGUCACACGCGACAAAGUCUCUACCAGUAGCUCCACCACUACCAAAGAAACCAACAACACCGCAAACAACGACAAAGUUACUAGCAGAACUAACAUUAAGAAUGCAGUCAUCAUCAACAUCAACAACAACAACAACAACGGUACAAACGCAAAAGACAUUACCAAAGAUCAUAAAACAACUUCCCGCUACUAUUCCAUUACUGUCUUCUUUCCAACAAACAAUAACAAUUGCAUCAGCAGCAGCAGCUGCUGCAACAACAACUACUACAUCAGCAAUGACGUCAUCAUCUACAACAACAACAGCAUUAAUUCUUCCGGCAUUACCGCCAUCAUAUUUAAAACCAUCAACAACAACAACAACAAUAACAUCUGCGACUUUAACCAGAAAAGAUUUGAAACAACCACAAAAAAUUGCACUAAUUACAACAAAUACAAAUGA